AUCGGUGAUUCCUCAGGGCCUUGCUUUGCCCCUCAGCAGCUGAGUCGAUGUUUAAGAAAGCUGGACCCCAAUAUCUCUCUACGCCGUUUUCUUACCUCACCGGACUUCCCAUAUAUCAUAAUCGCAGGUGCGCGAAGCUUCGAGAAAUCAGGAGUUGUCGUUUCCAUUUCAUUCGUUUGUACAUAUUCAUUUCCAAUGGAGUCUUCUAAUGGGGCCAAAACGCCACAGCAGCCGGCAUCGCCCGUGAGAGACCAAUACACCUCGUACAGCAGCGACGAUGCCUCGACGGUAUGCGCCAGCGAGUUCGACAAGAAAGAUCUAGAAAGUCAGUCAGCGAAGCCGCAAGAUCGAAGUAUCAGCCAUUAUCUCGGGCUAUCGUCUCCAAUCAGUGAUGAUCUCGAUGAUAUUGAGGAGGAGGAGUUUGCGGACUCCGACAACAAUCAGGUUGCGGAUGUCAAAUCGCCAGAUUACCAAGACAUCGACCAUCAUCCACAAGGCUACCCACGCCUAGCGGCUUUCAUGAACAGCGAUGAGAACUUUCUGAUCUGUCGCCAAUACGGAAAUCUUCACAACCGUGUACUCCUUUACCGCCAGGACGAGCUCCGAGAGCUCGAAAGUGAACUCUUCGAAAUGGACAAGAAGGCCCUGGCCACCGACGAGCUCCAACUAGGUUCCCGAACGCGCGAAGAGCGAUGCUCACCGGAACGCCGCGGUCUAAUUAAUCGUAUCGAUGAAAAACUGAGAGAGUACAACGACAUUGUGCAGCGCACGCGGUCGUUUGCCACUUUGCAGAAAGCGACGGAGCGUAAUUACCGAAGUGUGAAGAACUGGAUGGAUAUGGAGGGCCCUCUUGUGCAAGAAGAAGCUGCUACAUUCAAGAAAGAUCGAGACUUCGUAGCUGUAGUAGAUGCAAAAGAGGGGAGUUGGUUCGAUGGCCGUGUAGAAACCGCUUUAACGAAGUUCGGUGGACCAAUCAGUAGACGUAUAUUUGUUACGAAACGCGACCGUGAUUCCACAGCCAACAAGCUCGUGCGGCUCUAUUCCAAAGAUAAGAUCGACAUCUUCUCGCGCCUGAUCAUUACUUUCCUGGCAGUUGUACUGCUUAUGGCCCCCGUGGUUGCGCUCUUCGGUCUAAACAAAAACGGACAUAUCAAGAUCCUCAUCAUCUUUCUGUUCACUAUGGCGUUUUCGGUUGCGUUGAGUCUGUUCACAAAAGCAAAGAGACAUGAGGUGUUUGCUGCUACUGCCGCCUACUGCGCGGUUUUGGUUGUUUUUCUUGGUAAUAUGGAUGGCUAG
Messenger RNA from Periconia digitata, 1296 nucleotides. The record is from the annotation of a GenBank genome assembly. Lineage: Eukaryota; Fungi; Ascomycota; Dothideomycetes; Pleosporales; Periconiaceae.